AUGGCCAAGACCCCCUCCAAGAAGUCCGCCAAGGCGCCCAAGAAGGCCGGCGAAAAGAACAGGACCAACAAGAGGACCGAGUCGUACUCGUCGUACAUCUAUAAGGUGCUCAAGCAGGUCCACCCCGACACCGGUAUCUCAAAGCGCGGCAUGUCCAUCAUGAACUCGUUCAUCAACGACGUGUUCGAGCGCGUGGCCGGCGAGUCCGGCAAGCUCACCCGCUACAACAAGAAGGCGACCCUGUCCUCCCGCGAGGUGCAGACCGCCGUGCGCCUCAUGCUUCCCGGAGAGCUCGCCAAGCACGCCGUGUCCGAGGGCACCAAGGCCGUCACCAAGUUCACCUCGUCCUAA
Molecule: messenger RNA, 351 nt
Organism: Ectocarpus sp. CCAP 1310/34
Lineage: Eukaryota; Phaeophyceae; Ectocarpales; Ectocarpaceae
Source: the annotation of a GenBank genome assembly